CUCUGCCUGGCUACCGAUCUCUCUGUCCAGCCCAUUUUUCACAAGCUACCGACUCACUGGGUUGCUGCAGAAGGAGUGGCUCUGAGCGAGGUUCCGAGUGCUCACCGGAAUUUCAGCCAGCGUUUUGCAUCUCCGCGGCAUUCCCCCACUCCCAGCGGUCUACACAAUUAUCAAUGGGACUGAGUUGGCAACUCUGACAGGAAAUACACACUUCGGUGCACCGUUAAGGACGCAGGGCGGUAAACAGCAUUCCUUAAGACCAGUGGGUGUUUGUCGUGCGCGGCAGGGAUGGGUACGGUGCUUUCCCUAUCUCCAACAUCACGGAAAGGAGCCGUUCAAGAUCAAACGAACGCGGCAAGUGGGAAGACGGAUAAAACCCUUAAGCGGCAUACAGAUUUAAUAUCAGCCCUCACAUGGAAGCGAUUCGUUUCGGCUUCGGCCAAGAAAAAGAGUACCAAGAAAGUUAGUCCGAACCCUCCGCCGUCACAGGCUAAAAACAACCAGGUCGAACACCUAAACAAAGAAAAUUUAAAGAAAUCUCAGCAUGCAACUUCAGACCAGAAAGGGUCGCAUCGGGAUCACAAGACAGUGCCGCUGGCGGUACCGGUUCCGACCGUUCCAGAAAAGAGCCUACAUCAAGACCAAACCCAGAAUCUGCCACAGAAUGGCAAACAGAUUGUAUCAGUCAAAAAGCUACUUAGCAGCCAGUCUCUGUUAUCUCCAAUACGCGUAGUUGUUCAAGCGUCAACCGGAGAGUUGUUGCGCUGUUUGGGGGAAUUCAUGUGCCGACGGUGCUUUAAAUUGAAAGAGCUGACUCCCAGUGAGAUUAUCCUGUGGUUUCGAAAUGUGGACCGAUCCCUCCUGAUGCAAGGCUGGCAGGAACAAGGAUUCAUUACACCUGCUACCCUUGUGUUUGUCUACAUGCUUUGCAGAGAAGCCGUAACCAGCGAGGUCGACAACGAAAAUGAACUUCAAGCCACCUUCCUGACCUGCCUCUACUUGGCUUACUCCUACAUGGGAAACGAGAUUUCUUACCCUCUGAAACCCUUUCUUGUGGAAGCUAACAAAGAGAUCUUCUGGGAGCGAUCCCUGGAAGUCAUUGAUAAAAUGAGCGCCAAAAUGCUGCAGAUCAAUUCGGAUCCGCAUUUCUUCACCGAGGUAUUUCAGGACCUCAAAAACGAGGGAGAAUCAGGGGACACGAAGAGCAAAGUGACACACAUCCUGGACCGCUAAGAAAACGAAAGGAAAUAGGAUAGACAUCUAAAUCUCCCCGCAUCCGUAUGUGAAGGGUGGGUGAUUGUGAAGCCCAGGUUACGGUAACAUGCACUAGAGCCGGUGGAACAAACCAGACUCGGGCCUUCCCCUUUUCCGAUAAGACAUGUAUCGUAUUGUUACUGUGUAAAAUAGAACCUCGUGCUACUGUGAAUCACAGUACAUUGGGGGACGGGGUAAGGGGCAAGUCAAUAAAUGCAUGCCUAAAGUAUUCUAAUUGUUCCUUAAUUGUGGCUUUAACUGACUGAGUGGUGGAGGGCAACCCUUGAGAAUUUAAAAUGUUAGCAUUGGAUGACAUAUUAGUACAUACGUGUUUAGGUAAUUUAUUUAUAUAUUUAUUUCAGUUUGUGGACUGAGAAGGUAAAGGACGAGCAGUAUUUUGUACGUGGCGCUAUCCAAGGUGCUGGCCUUCAACGGACACAUUGCACACGUAUUGUGUUGUUGAACCUUAUGCUGUCUAUUUGAACUUUGAAUGUAACGAUUUACGACGAAACAAUGUUACGUUAUCCUACGUGCCAACUGUUAUAGUAUAAAACGUAUUGUUUUAUAUUGUAUAUUGUAUAUUUAAAACAAAAUACAUCAUACUUGCAAACUA
Anguilla anguilla (European eel) is the source of this 1867-nucleotide messenger RNA. RefSeq names its product cyclin-dependent kinase 5 activator 1-like. The record is from RefSeq and is a predicted model, not a curated record. Gene Ontology annotation, cellular component: protein kinase 5 complex; cytoplasm. The coding region runs from base 289 to 1233 and encodes 314 amino acids. Lineage: Eukaryota; Metazoa; Chordata; Actinopteri; Anguilliformes; Anguillidae. Gene Ontology annotation, molecular function: cyclin-dependent protein serine/threonine kinase activator activity; protein kinase binding. Gene Ontology annotation, biological process: positive regulation of cyclin-dependent protein serine/threonine kinase activity; activation of protein kinase activity; brain development. The transcript has a single exon.